Rotaria sp. Silwood1 is the source of this 456-nucleotide messenger RNA. Lineage: Eukaryota; Metazoa; Rotifera; Eurotatoria; Philodinida; Philodinidae. The record is from the annotation of a GenBank genome assembly.
AUGAAUUCUGUUUUACAAUCACUAUUAUUUACUUCAUCAUUAACAAAUUAUUUUUUGUUGAAUGAAAAUACUGAAGAUAGUACGAUGAAGAAUAUCUCAGUUUCAAAAGAAAUAGUAGCUAGUGAAUAUUUGAAUUUAUUAUAUUUAUUAUAUUGUGGUGAAUAUAAUAUUGUUACGCCAGGACCAUUUAAACAAGGCACCUAUCUAUCGACAACAACAUGUCAGGUUUGUUCGUAUGCUUCACAUAAUUAUGAGCCAUUUAUUUGUCUUACUCUUCCAAUUCCAUCAACAAAUCAAUGUACAUUAGAAGAUUGUUUUAAACAUUUCAAUCAAGAUGAAUAUUUAAUUAAUGAUUCAAGAUGGUUUUGUCCUCGAUGUCAACGUCUUUGUAAUGGAAGAAAACGUUUAGAAAUUUAUAAAUUACCAAAAAUAUUAAUCAUUCAACUUAAACGGUAA